Messenger RNA from Phlebotomus argentipes, 1807 nucleotides. Its product is annotated as putative fatty acyl-CoA reductase CG5065. Gene Ontology annotation, biological process: long-chain fatty-acyl-CoA metabolic process. The coding region runs from base 253 to 1797 and encodes 514 amino acids. Lineage: Eukaryota; Metazoa; Arthropoda; Insecta; Diptera; Psychodidae. Gene Ontology annotation, molecular function: alcohol-forming very long-chain fatty acyl-CoA reductase (NADP+) activity. Gene Ontology annotation, cellular component: peroxisome. The transcript has 8 exons. The record is from RefSeq and is a predicted model, not a curated record.
CUCGCCAUCCGCCGCGCAAGACGGUCGCCAGAGUUGAAAAGAGGACCUUCUCGCCAAGUGACUUGCUUUGUAGCCUUCUUCACAUUAGCCAGAGCAAAGAAUUCUUGAAUGAAGCUGUUGGUGAUUUUUUGCGGACAACAGCACAGAGGACAAAUCAAUUUAAUAUAGUACUUAAGGGGAGAAAAAGAUCAUAAAGAACCAGCUGAGAAGGUGAAGUGAGACAGAAGGUUGCCGAGAAAAGCGAAAGACACAAUGCAGGAUCGAAUGCGCAUACCAGAAUGGUACGCGGGCCGCUCCGUGUUCAUCACGGGCGCCACGGGCUUCAUGGGAAAGGUUCUGGUGGAGAAGCUCCUGCACGACUGCCCGGACCUCGAGCGACUGUAUCUUCUAGUCCGCGCCAAGAGAGGAGUUGAACCCGAGCAGCGGCGCGAGGAGUAUGUUAAUCACAUGGCCUUUGAGCGAGUUCGCCAAGUGCAGCCCAAGCGACUGGAGAAGAUCCACAUGAUCAAAGGGGACGUCACUCUCGACGACUUGGGCUUGUCGGAAGUCGAUCGCGCCGAAGUUACAGCAAAAGUUUCGGUGAUUUUUCACUGUGCCGCCAACGUGCGCUUCGAUCAAGCCCUCAAAGAGGCAGUCAAUAUGAACACACAGGGAACGUACAGAGUCCUCAAGCUGGCAGAGACGGUCACCAAUCUCGAUGCCUUUGUUCACGUCUCCACCGCGUACUGCCAGUGCGAUGAGCCGGUACUGGAGGAGCGCGGCUACCCAGCGCCGCACAGCCCGCUCGGAAUAGUGCAGAUGACGAAUCUGCUGGAUGACGAUCUGCUGGAGCACAUCACACCCAAGCUGCUCAAGACGCUGCCCAACACGUACGCCUACACUAAGGCGCUCACUGAGGAUCUCGUGGCGUCGUUUAAAGGCAAAUUCCCCAUCGCAAUCGCGCGUCCGUCCAUCGUCACUGCGGCCAUCAACGAGCCCUAUCCGGGAUGGGUUGAGGGCACGAACGGGCCCACAGGACUGAUGGUGGGCGCCGGACGAGGCGUCAUCCGCAGCAUGCACUGCAAUCCCAACUAUCCGGCCGAUGCCAUUCCUGUGGACAUCACCAUGAACACGAUCCUCGCCCUCGCUUGGCAGCGCGGACAGAACAAAUCUCCGGAGAUUCAAUAUACGAACGUCGUGGCAUCGACGGAGAACUCACUGUCGUGGGGCGAAAGCAUAGAGCGCGGCAAGGCGGAGUUCUACAAGAACCCGCUCUGCUUCUCGCUCUGGUAUCCGAAUGGCUCCAUCAAGUCCAACUACUUCCACCAUUUAUUUUGUGUGAUAUUCUUUCAUUAUCUGCCAGCGUACUUUAUCGAUCUGCUCCUAGUGAUCUUCAGGAAAAAGCCAUUCAUGGUGCGUGUUCAGAACAAAGUUUCAAUGGGACUGAAAGUGCUGCAAUACUAUACAACGAAGCGAUGGGACUUUAAGAACACGAACAUGAUGAAUCUCUUUAAUUCGCUGGACGAUCGAGAUAAGGAGAUCUUCAAUUUCAAUUGCGAAUCAGUAGACUGGCAUCUAUACAUCAGUAACUAUAUUUACGGGGUGCGAACCUAUCUGCUCAAGGAACCGCCCUCGACUCUUCCUCAGGCCCGAAAGCUCCUGAACAGAUUAUACAUCCUAGAUAAACUCGUCACAUUUAUCUUCUAUGGUUUGCUACUCUGGCUGGUUUGGAGUUAUCUGGACGUCAUUGGGAGUUCUGUUCACUUUGUCUUUGAACAGUCUAAAAACUUAUUGACCAAGUCUCAAGUUUCGCAUUAAGUCAAACAGC